Molecule: messenger RNA, 4864 nt
Organism: [Torrubiella] hemipterigena
Lineage: Eukaryota; Fungi; Ascomycota; Sordariomycetes; Hypocreales; Clavicipitaceae
Source: the annotation of a GenBank genome assembly
CCCAGUUUUGCGCAAACAGCUGUCACCGUCCAAGCGUCACUGUGGCCAACGCUUCUUCUCUUUGUCAUCUUUUGCAUUUCGCCCAGCGCAUCCAACCCAUCAACAAAACGUUGCGAUUGCACGACCUGCACGACCUGCACCGACCCAUCCGCUUCACCUUUCCAAUUGUUGCGGAUCUGCACCUCUCCCGAGUGCCUGCUAGCUCGGCCGCGCGUCUAGCAACUUAGCUACAACCACCGCCGUAGUCCCCAAUUCCCCUGCAUCGGCAAAAUAUCUACACAGAGCAUUCGCUCCAUCAAAAUGGCGCAGAUACUUCUAGACCUCGUCUACUCCUUUGGCAAUUGCCUCAAUUGCUUCCCCGGCUCGCCGACGCUCAAAGUCAACAGCCGAAGCUUCAAGAUUCAGCGCCUGCUCGGCGAGGGCGGCUUCUCCUACGUCUACCUUGUUGAAGACACAUCGACGAGCGAGCUCUUCGCCCUCAAGAAGAUCCGAUGCCCCUUUGGCGCCGAGUCCGUCCAGCAGGCCAUGCGCGAAGUUGACGCCUACCGCCUCUUCUCGCACGUCCCCAACAUCAUUGCCGCCUUUGACCAUGCCGUUGCCACCGAACGCGGAGCCGACGAAGCCACAAAGACGGUCUACAUCCUGCUGCCGUAUUACCGCCGCGGCAACCUCCAGGACAUGAUCAACGCCAACCUCGUCAACCACGCGCAGUUCCCCGAGAAGCGCCUCAUGAUGCUCUUCCUCGGUGUCUGCAAGGCCCUCCGAUCCAUGCACAACUAUAGCGCCCCGCCGGCUGAGAGGAUGCAGAUGGGCCGCGAGGACGACAAUGAUGGCCCGAUACGAGGCGGAACCCGCGGCAAGCGCACCGAGCACGAGGAAGAAGGAGAGCAAGAGAGACCGCUCAUGGAGUCUGAGAAUCAAGUUGCCCAGGGCGGCAGAGUACAGUCUUAUGUCCACCGCGAUAUCAAGCCAGGCAACAUCAUGAUUGACGACACCGGCUCCAACCCCAUCCUCAUGGAUCUCGGUAGUGUCGCCCCAUCGCCCAUCCCAGUUACAUCACAAACGAUUGCGCUUCAGAUCCAAGACACCGCAGCCGAACACUCCACCAUGCCCUACCGUGCCCCCGAGCUCUUUGACGUGCAGACCGGCACCGUUGUCGAUACCAAGACGGAUAUCUGGUCCAUGGGAUGUACGCUGUUCGCCUGUCUUGUCGGCAAGUCUCCCUUUGAGAUGCGUUCUGACGAGACUGGUGGCACUCUUAGCAUGUGUGUCCAGGGUGGCGACUGGCGCUUCCCUGAUGAAACACCUGCUGGAGCCAAGCGUGUCAACAGCAUCCAAGUCGCAAAAGCCAAGGCUGCUGCUGGAGGUGCUGCUGGCCCUAGUGCUUCUGGUGGCAGUGAUGAAGUUACCAUUAGCGAGCCUAUCCGUAAGGUCGUCCGCCAGUGCCUCAAGGUAGAGCCUGCCGAACGUCCCGAUAUUGACGAGCUAAUUGCCAUGGUUGAAGGUGUCAUUGAAGAACUGCCAGAGACUGGAGAAUAGUCUGGUUACGUUUUGUAUCUUGUGGCUACCAAUCUUCUCCAUCCUUUGUUGACGACAUUUGUUUCACUUUCAUGGUUACAGGAGUUUAGGGGUUUUCUCUUUGUAUUUUUCACGAAGCAUAGACGUUUAUAGGGACAUAAAAAUGAAAUGUUUAUACAACACGGCUAUAGUAACAUAGCAUCACUCUGCUCUCAAUUGCAAAUACUUUCACUCCAUUUCCUCAGGUGGGCAAGUACAAUCUACUUCAUUAUCACCCUACAGGUGAAGCUUGAACGUGGCCACCUCAAAGGGACGGAGCUCAAUGUUGAACUGACCGCCGCUAACAGCAAUCUCGUCCAAGUCGUCUUCCAAAAUGUUGGACUUGGUAACCUUCUUGAUAUCAAAAGCGGUCUUGAUAGUGCCUCGGCUGUGGCCUCCAAGCGACUCGUAUACGCGAAUGAUGAUGGAUUUUCCAGGGUUGACAGCGAGGCCGUCGCGGCGGCUGACAUCCUCAUCGUCAUGACCACGCUUGAUAGUAUCCAAAAUCAAAGAUGCUGAAUCGUCGGUGUUAACAAGCUUGAUAGGAGUUUCGCAAAUGGACGCAAUGGUAGCCUUGGGAGCAGUCAACACCUUCAAUGGGCUGUUGAAAGCAUAGGCAGCCCGGACAGUACUGGCAGACAAGGCGCCCUUGUGAGGAAGAAUGCCCCAGCGGAUAGUGUGGCGACCCAUGUCAGCAUGCUCAUCAGGAGACUUGGGAGCACGGAGGAGGGACAGACGCAUUGUCUUGCCAGCAGUCGCAAAGCCGUACUUGCUAUCGUUGAGAAUAGAAACACCAUAGUUGUGCUCAGACAAGUCAGCAAAUUUGUGGCAGCAGACUUCAAACUUGGCCAUGUCCCAGCUGGUGUUGUAGUGAGUAGGACGUUUGGUGAUGCUGUAGGCAGUCUCGUAUGAGGCCUCGUUGCUAACGACAUUGACAGGGAAUUCGACCUUGAGGAACUUGGAAUCUUCGUGCCAGUCAACCUCGGCAGAGCAUUCAAUCCACGAGUUCUGGCCCUUGAGCGCAGCGGAGACAGUAAUGUACGACUUCAUGGAGCUGUUCUCACUGAUCUUGAUGUCGGUAACCAACGUUACGCGGUGAGGCUUCUGCUCAUGGACGCUAGUGGAACCAUACUUAAGAUCCCUCUUGGUUUCGAGGUGGUAGACUUCGACAUCCCAAGCCUCCCAGUAGAGAGGAAUAUCGUCGAACAUAACGAAUUUGUUAGCCUUGCCACCCUUUUCAAUAACCUCGCGGUUGUUGAUCUGGUCAAAGAUCGAUACGAUGCAGCCGUCCUCAACAACAACUUGGUAAUGCUCAUUCUCAAUGAUGAAUUGACCGUCGCGUUCCUCCAAGGUGACUGCCGGAGUAGCAUCUUCAGUCUUGAACGUGCGAACCGAGAGGAACUGGCCAUCACCACAAGCAACGCCGGCUUGACCACCAGCGAUUUCGACAAGCUCUUUGCGGUGCCAGGGGAGCGUGUUGACAGCAACAGACUCGGAGAGCUGCGAAGGGCGAAUGUCAGAAGCGUGAGAGAGCUCGUAGAGCUCCUUCAGAAGUCUAUGACCAGUCUUGAAAGCCUCGGCAUAUAGCUUAUCAGAGUCAUCGUAGCACAUCUCAAUGGAGCUUCCAGGCAAGCAGUCAUGGAACUGGCACAGGAGGACAGUUUCCCACAUGUUAUCAAUAUCCUCGGUAGGAUACUUGUAGUUUUUGUGCUUGAUAGAAGCAAAAGUAGCCAACUGUUCAAUAUCACGGAGCAUAAACUCAGCCUUGCGGUUGUAGUACUUGUUAUUGGCUUGGGUGGUGUAUGUGCCGCGGUGAAGCUCAAAGUAGAGCUCACCGUACCACGUAGGGAAAUCAUUUGCCUUGGGAGCCAGGCGAUCAAAGAAGUCAUCGACAGUAAGACCAAGCUUGAGCUUGGGGAUACCACCAAUGGUGUUGCUGAUGCCAGCACAUCUUCUCAGCUUUUCAAAGUGUUCCCAAGUGGGACCACCACCACCAUCACCUUUGCCAAACACAAGGAGCGAACUGCUGUCAGUGCGAAGAGUCUUGUGCUGGGAGAUGCUGCGUCGGAGAUCACCAAAAUUGGCUUCGGCGGUGUAGGUCUCUGAUGGAGGCAUGUGGCAGAUUACUUGACUACCAUCUGGACUCACCCACAUAAAUGUUGUGUGGGGAAAGUUGUUGAUGUUGUUCCAGCUGAGUUUCUGCGUCAUGAAACGAUCCAUGCCUGCCAAGCGACAGAGCUGAGGCAGCUGGCUAGAGUAACCGAAUGUAUCAGGCAGCCAGAAGGUUCGGCAACGGAAGCCAAACUCGGUUUCAAAGAAUCGUUGACCGUAAAAGAAUUGACGAACCAAGGAUUCACCACUAGGCAUGUUUGUGUCGUGCUCGACCCAGCUACCACCGAUAGGGUGGAACUGGCCUUCACGAACCUUGCCCUUGACACGUUCAUAUGCCUUGGGGUAGAGUGUCUUGAGCCACUUGAAUUGCUGAGCUUGGGAACAAGCAAAGUGAGCCUCAGGGUAGCGAUCCAUUAGAUCACACUGGCUGGACCACGAACGUGCAACCUUGCGUUUGGUUUCAUCAAAUGGCCAGAGCCAGCAGCUAUCAAUGUGGCAGUGCCCAAUACCAAAAACGAUGGGAUCACUGCCUACUUCGUAGACACGGUGAGAGUCGACAUCCGGACCAACGAUUUCCUGAGCAAUUUCACGGCACUUGAGAAUGGAUUCCUGGUUAUCGACCUUGAAGUUGUCAAUGAUUCGCAUAGCAACAGCAAGAGCCUUGUUUUGUUCGGCAGAAUCCUCUGGAAGCUCACGAGCAGCAUCUCCAAUCUCCCAGAUAUCAAAAAGAAGCCCGCGAGCCUGUACAUUGACGGCGGCGAUAGAGGCGCGGCUCAGACUAAAGUAUCGGUUGGGGUCAGGGGGGUGGUUUGCGUUGGUGCCAUCGGGAGCAUUGCCAAACAUGCCGUUGCAGGCCAUUUCGACGUAGAUCAUGUGCUGUUUGCCAUCACGCAUGGUCUUUGGGAUAAUCCACUCGAUGCGCUCGCCGCCACCUGUCAAACCCUGGAGAGGCAUACCGUCCUCAGCCCACACGAGGCCCUCGUUGUUCGCAUCCCACUCGAGGAUAACAAGCUCCUCGUCAGCAAGCUCCUUGGGUACAGUCAACAGGACACGGAACCAGUGAGUGGACCAGGAAGGACCGAAAGAAGCGCCAAGGUGGGUUUCCUUGAAAGAAUGUGAGGUGGCUUCCUCAAAGCUGGGUCGGUCCUGUCCAGGAGCGCUCCAAACUGAGAGCUUAAUAUGAGGCUCACCGGAG